GCGAACCGAGUCACGUCCUUAUUUCAAGGUAUCUGGUUUACGUGCCGAUGUAGCACGGAGACGGAGCUACUCAACGUCGUAAUUUUCACGUAAACGUCGUUAUAUCGUACCAGUUCGCAUGACAGUUAUACACCGCGGUGUACGCCAGGUGUUCCAAGCGGCUAUAAAUGAAUAUUAUACUUAAAAUUGAAGUGUUAUUCGAGUGUGGAUGCCGAUCGUGAUAUUCCCGACGGCAAGGAUUACCUGCAGUUUUCAUCAAAUACACUCACCCUCCUCGAUUGCGUGCAAUUCCAACUCCUGCAACAUGCAGGGGUACCAGGGGACCUUCGAACAUCAGCCACAGGAACACCGGGACCGGGACCGGGAGGAGACUGUCGUGGUGGACCUUGUUCCUCCUCAGUAUCAGCUCAGUCCACCAAACAGUCCACCUCCGACACGUCCCUCCUCCAAUGGGGGAUCGUCCGCAAAGAUACACGAAACCUCGCCGUCGCAUCAGCAGCCUCCGCUGUCCUCGAUGGACUCCAACAUCCGGAGGUAUAGAACGGCGUUCACACGAGAGCAACUUGCGAGACUGGAGAAAGAAUUUCACCGGGAAAAUUACGUCAGUAGGCCCAGACGAUGUGAACUAGCAGCUCAGCUCCAGCUUCCUGAAUCCACGAUUAAGGUGUGGUUUCAAAACCGACGCAUGAAAGACAAACGCCAAAGACAGGCAUUGGCCUGGCCCUACGCCAUGUACGCCGACCCAGCGUUGGCGGCAACUCUUCUAGCCGCUGCAACAGCUUCGCUGCCACCGCCACCUUACCACAAUCACCAUCAUCACCAUCACCAUCAUCAGCUGCAGCACCAACAGACUGGUCUCCCGCCCGGCGGACACCUUCAGGCCGCUUCUCCACCCGGCUACGUUCCAGCCGCGGCCGCGGCAGCGGCAGCGGCCUACUACGCGCGCUACGUCCCGUACCAAACACACCCGGCUCAUCCGGCGCCGAUUCAUCGGCCUCACCUUCCGACACAGACGGCGACGACCACGGUACCUGGGGCCGGUUACCCGCCCGCGGGUCUCCACUCGCACACGCUUUCGCACCAGCUGAUGCAGACGCACCAUCACCAUCAGCAACCACACCAGCUCCAAUCCCCGUCUUCGGCGGCCGCUGCCGCGGCCGCGGCUCUCGGUCCCUCGCUCCAUUUCCCAUCGCCACUGAGCCUCCCUUCCUCUCCCCCAACGUCAGGCCAGCCCACCGCCUACGCGACGCCGCCUCCCGGGACUCCGUCAGCGACGUAUCGCCCUGAGCUGAGCAGUCCCGCGCAGUCCGAUACGUCGUCAAGUGAGUACGACUGCAGCGGGACUUCUCAGGCCGUGGAGAACAAGCUCUACGUACGAAGCACCGCCGCUACGACACAGACUCAGACGACCACCCUACAGACGUCGUCGAGUACAAACGAAGCCACGAAGAUCAAACCUCCGAAGCUGUUUCAACCUUAUAAAAACGACAUUACUGAAAGGACGUAGGUCAUCCGCUGCGGGCAGCGCGAGGACGAAUGCUAUUUACCAAAGUCUAUUAUUGUAAGACCAAAAGAUGCGUCGGAGUGCCUGCUUGUGUGCGUUGUAGUAUGUUAUUCAAAUUUCCGCAGGCCCGGUACUCGCGGCGAUUAAUUCCUCUUUACACCUCCGAUUCCAUUGUAAAUUUAAAACGAUAGCUGCGCUGUAUCUGAAAAUACAGUAUUGACGUGUAGCGUUUUUAUGCGCCAACUUUAUAUUUAUUAGCCAUUUCAAACCUGAAAAUAUACCUGUCAUAACACAUACAUCUAUAUACAUAUAAACUAAACAGCUAGGCAUAUACAGCUAAUUAUUGUACAGUUAAGCAAAUAAAUUAUUUAUGUUAUAGUUUUAAGGAUAUACAUUUUACGAUUAAUAUUAUCAUAUUAUUACUACGAUUACCACAUUAAUUAAUACGAUGUACAGUAUUUGUAUAAAGUAUACUAUGUCUGUAUAAUGUGUACACAGCUAGAAAAAUUUAACUAAAUAUAAUAUCCGAGCAGGUCCACUUUAUAUUUGUGUUAUUCGUUACAUUUCUUUUGGUGAAUAUAAGACAAAUUUUUGUGAUUCUAAAAUUUAAAUUAUCAUAUCAAUAUUUGUUUUGUGAUUUUCGGUUUUUUUCUACUUUGUAAUAUAUUAAAAAAUGGUUAAAUCAACCCAAAAAUGUUAGUGGACCUGCUGGGAUAUUUUUUUCUAAUUUAUACAUAUACAUGCAGUAUGCAGUAUACUACACAUACGUCAUGUUAGAUUGUGUAAGAACGAAAUGAUGAAACUAUAUAAAUAUAUAUGUACAUAUAUUCAUCUUAUAUAUAUGUGGCAUUUUUAUUGCAUAUUACAAAAGGCUCCUCGAACGCUAGGCGGAACCCAAAAGUAUAGAUUUCGCGGUAGCAAUCGUUGAUAAUUUCCGAAAAGAGCGGCAAGACGACGGUCACGCAUUCGAAACUCUGAGAA
Messenger RNA from Neodiprion virginianus, 2485 nucleotides. RefSeq names its product segmentation protein even-skipped-like. The coding region runs from base 209 to 1507 and encodes 432 amino acids. Gene Ontology annotation, biological process: regulation of transcription by RNA polymerase II. Gene Ontology annotation, molecular function: DNA-binding transcription factor activity, RNA polymerase II-specific; RNA polymerase II cis-regulatory region sequence-specific DNA binding. The record is from RefSeq and is a predicted model, not a curated record. The transcript is spliced from 3 exons. Gene Ontology annotation, cellular component: nucleus. NCBI's taxonomy places the organism in Eukaryota, Metazoa, Arthropoda, Insecta, Hymenoptera, Diprionidae.